AUGGCCUCUGAUUCGGAGGUGGACGCUCCUCGCGUCAAUGGCAAUGUCGAGGACGCUGUCCUCGGUGGCCUCGACCCGUCGACCCCUCAAGAGCACGAGACGGGCGCUCAUCCGCUGUCCCAAAUCACGCUCCCGUCUACAGAAAUGCCAGGAUCGCCCAUUGACGCAAACCAAUCGUUCAAGACGGAGGUCAUGGAUGACCGACCAGCCAUCACCGUGAUUCCGUCAUCGCUGACGCCGCCGCCGUCCACGCAGGUCGCGGCGAGCAACGGUGCCUCGAGGCGCACCUACUCCACCUCUCAACAGUCGGCCCUCUUCUCACCACCCGCCACCAUACUCAACACGAUGCGUGAGCGAGACAUUGAGUCCGACUACACGCCGCCGGCACCCCACCGAGUGCUCGAGGCAUCGGCCGAGGAGCUGCGCGCCAUGCUGCAGACUUGCAUCGCCGAGAACCAGAAGCUCAAGAUGGAGGCAGCGCACCAUAAGCUGCAGUAUAACCUGCUGAGCCUGCAGGCGGACGAAGAAUCCAAGCGCGCCGCGGUGGAGCACGACAUGGUGCGCCGUGAAGUGGACGCCUUGCGGAUGGCGGAGCAUUCCCGACAGGCCAAGCGAGAGCUGAGCACCGUGUCCGAGUCAAUACAGAACAAAUACCUGCAGAUGAAGAUGUGGUACGAAUCGGCAAUGGAGGAGAACGAGGCGCUCAGCCGCAGGGUCAAGCUGGCCAAGAAGGUGAUCCAGCAGAAGGAGGAAGAGACCAUGACGCUGGCCGAGGAGCGCGAGAUGCUGCUGAACCGGAUCCGCGAGAACCGCGAGCACUUUCACAUGCUGUGCAGCCCGGGCGGCAUCUUUCACAACGCCCUGACGCCCAAGCAGGUCAUCACAUCGACGCCACUACAGCAGCAGCACCAGCAGCAACACCGCACGGCAUCUCGCGCCCUGCACCGGGAAGAGACGGACGGACGGGAGCACGGGCUGUCGGCUCUGCUGGAAGCCAUGAGCCAGAGCCAAUCUCAAGAAAACAACGCGGCCACCAUGGCCGCCACCAACAACAACAGCGCGCCGUCAACGCCAAUGGUGAUGGCUCGACCUGCCUCUCGACUGGUCAGACGGCACCAGCGCAACGCCCAAUCCAUGUCAUCGCUCCCGACGACUCCCUCCAGCAGACUACGUGGAGACAACAGCGGCCUGCUACCGUCGGUGAACCUAGUGGCGCAGACGGAGCCGAGGUCUCGCUAUUCGCAGCGACGAUUCGUCCCCACGACACCCCCCUCCCAGAGACAGUCGCGGCGGAGAAGACGAGAGAGCACCAUUUCGGCCGACGACAACGAGGAGCUUGCUCGACAGGCCAUCGAAUCGGCCAAGGCAGUACAAUCACUGUCGACCCAAGAUGCCCCGGAGGCGGUCCCGCUCAGCUCACAAGAGGAUGACGAGCAAAUCCAGGACAGCCAGGCGAGCCAGGCGGCGGCCGAGAUGCUGCGCCGGCACCCCGGCCAGGGAUACAAGGCGGCGUCAUCCCGGGAUGGCACGGCAGGACCGGCGGAGAAAUCUGCGGCAAUGCACGCCAAGCUCUUCGCCGGCAGUAAAACGGCGACCGGGGCUGAGAAGCGCAAACUGACGGCCGAGGGUGAGGCCGGAGCCGAUGAGAUGGAAAGUCCGCAGAAGAAGCUGAGGACAGGCGGAGCUGCGUCGGAAAGCCGCCGUGUUGGGCUGGGCAUUCAAUACGGACAAUGA
Trichoderma aggressivum f. europaeum is the source of this 1734-nucleotide messenger RNA. RefSeq lists its product as uncharacterized. Bases 1 to 1734 code for a protein of 577 amino acids. The record is from RefSeq and is a predicted model, not a curated record. NCBI's taxonomy places the organism in Eukaryota, Fungi, Ascomycota, Sordariomycetes, Hypocreales, Hypocreaceae. The transcript has a single exon.